This is a messenger RNA of Symbiodinium sp. CCMP2592, 1359 nucleotides long. NCBI's taxonomy places the organism in Eukaryota, Dinophyceae, Suessiales, Symbiodiniaceae. The record is from the annotation of a GenBank genome assembly.
AUGACUCAGCCAAGCAACAGCCCACACCUCCUUGGUCAGAAACUCGGAAUGACCCGUGUCUACAACGAAGACGGCGUCUCUCUACCAGUGACCAUCAUCAAAGUGGACACACACACCAUCACUCAGGUCCGCACUCCUGAGGUUGACGGAUACAGCGCGAUUCAGCUCGCGACUGGUGAUAUCAAGCCUCGUAACUCGACCAUGCCUUUGAUCGGGCACGACGCGAAGGCUGGCGUGGCUCCUCGCCGUAAGCACUUCGAGACUCGUCUCCCAGAGGGUGGUGAGUCCGAGUACGAACUCGGUCAGGAAGUGAACCUGUCGGUCUUCGAGGACAUCAAGUAUGUUGAUGUGAUCGGUGACGGCAAAGGUAAAGGCUUCGCGGGCGGUAUGAAGCGAUGGGGCUUCAAGGGUCAGCUCGCUUCCCACGGUGUUGAGCGGAAGCACCGCUCCCCUGGUUCGAUUGGUGGUCACGCGAAUAACGCUGGUAAAGCCGGUCGUAUCAAGAAGGGCAAGAAAAUGGCGGGUCGCUACGGCGGCAAGCGGAUCACAGUCCGCUCCCUGGAUGUGGUCCGCGUUGACAGCGAAAACGGGCUGAUUCUGGUGAAGGGGCCAGUCCCUGGCGCCAACAAGGGAUCGCAGAUUCUGAGUAUCGUUCGGCAAGUCGUGGCGCAAGCAAGACCUAGCACUCUGGUAAGGCAUGUGAGCCUGUCGAUCGGAAUCGGCACGAUGUCUGUCGAUGAGAUCGCACUCGGCGAGACAAUCAACGCAGACCUGAUCAAGCAGGCGUUCGUGAUGUAUCAUGCGAACCAGCGUCAGGGUUCGGCGCGCUCCAAAACGCGCUCGAUGGGUUCGUUGACUGGCAAGAAAAUGUACAAGCAAAAAGGUACGGGCAACGCUCGCCACGGCGACAAGAAAGCCCCGAUCUUCCGUGGUGGUGGACACGCUAAGGCCAAGCGUCGCACGCGUGAAGACUACCACAAGAGCAUGCCGAUCAAGAUGCGUCGCAAAGCAAACCGCAACGCGCUGCUCGCCAAGCUCGUGGACCAGGAAGUCAAGGUUAUUGACGGCCUGGCCUUCGACGCUCCAAAGACCAAAGCAUUUAAAGAUUUCCUCAGCAACAUCGGGAUCGACAAGUCUGCGCUUCUCGCGUUGUCUCCAGAUGCUGAGAAGAGCAAGAACGCUCGCUUGAGCGCUCGCAACAUCGACGGCGUUGCGAUGUGCAAAGCUGACCAGCUCAAUGCAUACGAGAUGCUCAACAAUCGUUACCUCGUGAUCGACAAGGCUGAUCUCGAAGCUUGGCUCAAUGGUCCAAGUUCGCAGACCGGUAAGAUCGUCCGGAAUGAAGGAGGGCAGGCGUAA